Messenger RNA from Perca fluviatilis (European perch), 1831 nucleotides. RefSeq names its product macrophage mannose receptor 1-like. The transcript has 8 exons. NCBI's taxonomy places the organism in Eukaryota, Metazoa, Chordata, Actinopteri, Perciformes, Percidae. The record is from RefSeq and is a predicted model, not a curated record. Bases 186 to 1151 code for a protein of 321 amino acids.
GCUUGUGUAACCACCUGAUGCCAUAGGACCACUGGUAACCAAAUCUGCUCAUGUUUCCACCUCACUGCUGGUCGAGUUUUGCAUGAAAUGACAUGAAAAAGUGAGAGAGAAUUUUCCACGAAUGUUCCCAACACACCACAUGAAUUCCCAAACAGAGUUGGUUGUGGGAUGAAGAGAGAGAUUAAAUGGUGUGGCUCAAGAGUGCUGUCCCCUUCAUUGGGAUUCUCCUUCUGUUUCAGAGGACCACAGCUCAGCUGAUUCCUCAGCAGUACCACCUCAUCAAUGUCUCCCUGACCUGGUAUGAGGCUCAGAGCUUCUGCAGAGUAAAGUACACCGACCUGGCCACAGUGAACAACAUGGACGACAAGAACAAGUUGGUCAACACACUGGGCAGUAAUGUUACAUACUGCUGGAUCGGGCUUCAGAAAGGAAUAACUCACAGGUGGAUGUGGUCCGAUGGCAGAGGCACAGCGCAGUUCUUCCCAUGGGCUUCCGGUGAACCGGACAACUCCGGAGGCAAUGAAUGGUGUGGACAAAUGUUUCAAAAUGGAGGGUGGAAUGACGGACAGUGUGGAGGUGGUAGCGUUUUUGUGUGUUAUGAACUCCAGCAGGAUGGUUCACAAAAGUAUAUCUAUUACACAGCAACAAACAGCUGGGAGAACAGUCAAGAAGUGUGCAGAGGUAGCCACACUGACUUGGCCUAUGUAAGCACCAAGGCAGAGAACUCAGAGAUUGCCAAUGGUGCCGGAACUUUCAACACCAUGUGGAUCGGUCUGUUCAACGAUGUCUGGAUGUGGUCUGAUGGAAGUGGAACUUCCUUCAGGUACUGGUUGAGUGGCUCACCUGUUUCUGGAGACUGUGCUUCGGUUGCAGUGUCACAGCAGGGACGCUGGAUCGGAGCUGAUUGUAACCAGAAGGCCGUGUUUGCCUGUGGGGGAGAUCUCAAACUAAAGAGGAUGGUAAUAAGGAUUACGAUACGCUUUGAAGUGGACCUCACUAACUCCAUAGUCCGUGAUACACUCCUGAAAAAGUUGGAUACAAGCCUGAGACAAAAGAUGACUGAUUUCAAUCUCAGCUGGCAAAGUGACCAAAGUGGACAUGUCUUCCAACGUCAAGAGCAGCUGGAGGCCACCAAGAAGCCAGGAUGCUAAUUGUAAAGCAGAGGUAACCAUAUGUUAAGUAAGUUCAGUUUUACUGUUGAAGAAUUGAGAGUGAUCAUUUUAAUACCAUAUCUAACUUUGGUAUAUAUUAGUAUAUAUUCUGUGUACUUAUUCAUAUUGUCCUGCUUCAUAAUAAUUGGUGAAUGUAUCCUUUAAAUAAAUAAUUUACCUGACUUUAUAGCUCAAAUUGAAGUGGUAUUUAAGAACAUGAGAUCAAGUCUGUGCAUUUAUUUUGCAUUUUGCUCAAUGCAUGUGAGUGAAUGUAUCGGUUGCUUGAUACCUGUUGCACAAUUGUACACUUUCUUUGAUUUUGUUACAACUGUCUGUUCAACUUUGAUCAGUGAUUGGAGAUGAGGUGUUUUCUGUUUUUGUUGAGUUUUUAAUACAAUGACCAAAUGGCAGACUCGGAUAGCCUUUAGGUCAUAUUCAUGUUUAUGAAUUGUGACUUAUUGUGAUUACCCAUGUUUUGAUGCCAGAAUGUCAACCAAAAACCAUGUGUUAUUAAAGAAAAAGCUCAAACAAAACCUUUAAUUAUGCAUUAAUGUAUGAUUUUUUGUGCUAUUACUAUUAACGUUAUGUUUUAAUUUCGCUUAUGCUUGAUCUGUGUGAUUUAAUUGACUACAGAUAUUAGAGUUUAACCUGACGACUUUGCCACAUACUAUCUUAAUCCU